Messenger RNA from Catharus ustulatus (Swainson's thrush), 7309 nucleotides. RefSeq names its product pleiotrophin (gene PTN). Gene Ontology annotation, molecular function: growth factor activity. NCBI's taxonomy places the organism in Eukaryota, Metazoa, Chordata, Aves, Passeriformes, Turdidae. The transcript is spliced from 5 exons. The coding region runs from base 285 to 773 and encodes 162 amino acids. The record is from RefSeq and is a predicted model, not a curated record.
CAGCGCGGCCGCUCGCUCUGCCCCGGCGCCCGCCUGCCUUCCCUCCUCUCGCCGCCUCGCCGCAGCCCGGGCUCCGCCGAGUCAAAGCGUGGAUCCCUGCCUCCAGUAUAAAAAUCUCGGCGAGAAGGCUCCAGCGGGAGAGAGAGAGAGAGAGAGCUGGGCGUGAGGCGGCGGCCGGCAGCCCUUCCCGGGGAAGCGCAGGGGCAGGACCAGCCGCGGCUCAUCGCGGACCAGCGCGGCUCGCCCCUUCCAGCUGCGGGACAAGAGCUCUGUGCUGCCCCAAAAUGCAACAGCAACGUCGAAUGUUCACAGCUGCCCUCCUGGCACUCAUUUUCCUUCUGGCAGCUGUGAGUACCACUGAGGCUGGCAAGAAAGAGAAACCAGAGAAAAAGGUGAAGAAGUCUGACUGUGGGGAAUGGCAGUGGAGUGUCUGCGUGCCCACCAAUGGUGACUGCGGUCUGGGGACACGGGAGGGCACUCGCACUGGAGCUGAGUGCAAACAAACCACCAAGACCCAGAAGUGUAAGAUUCCCUGCAACUGGAAGAAGCAAUUUGGAGCGGAGUGCAAAUACCAGUUCCAGGCCUGGGGAGAAUGUGACUUGAACACAGCCUUGAAGACUCGGACUGGGAACCUAAAGAGAGCCCUUCAUAACGCUGACUGCCAGAAGACUGUCACAAUCUCAAAGCCCUGUGGGAAGCUUACCAAACCCAAACCUCAAGAAUCCAAGAAGAAGAAAAAGGAAGGCAAGAAGCAAGAGAAGAUGCUGGAUUAAUAGGAAUCAACUUGGGCAGUGUGAGAAAGGGACAUCAGCAAACAUGAUCAGUUAACAGUUUCAUUUAUACCUAGGCAUUUUAUCCUAAAAUUAUUUAUAGCUUAAUGGUACCAUAGAAGACAAAAAGCAAGUACAGACAUUUUUUAUUUUUUUUUUAUUACUUUAGUAUUUUUAAUGUAUAACCCUAACAACAAUUUUUAGAGGUCUGUAAUUAAGAACUCCAAACUCAUUUAGAAAAUUAUGUCUACUGUAUAUUGAACAAUGUAGAAUUUUUAAAUUUUUUUUUUCCUCAAGUCUUGCUACAGGUCUCAAUCUGAUAGUUAGUCCAUGCAAGCAGAACCUGAGCCAGUGUGGAGCUCUGCUGAAGCCAGUGGUAUCCUGUGUGAACAUAACACUCUGGCUGGAUGCAUUUAUAUUCAAGAUUGGGACCUUAAAUCUGAAAAAUUGAGGCCUGUUUCUUAAUUUCUAAUUACAUCUGCAUAACUGUAUGAUUUUUUUUUUUUGUUUAAGGAAGGGAUGGGGGCAUUUUGUUGAAUAUUUACAAGUCUGGGAUUUUCUUGACAGUGUACUUAAUGUUCAUUUCAAAAUGUCACCAUCUACAGGUAAAAACCAGUAACACUCCUUUAUUUAAUCAUAUUUUCAAUGUUGGCAGUAAAUCUAAAAUCUUUCAACAAUUGCACAUAAAAGAUUCCUAAUUUUUCAUUAUUUUCUAGCAAUUAUUUUUCAAAGUGGAAUGAUGACAAAACCUUCCACUUUUCAGCAUAUCAGUGUUGGUGGAUGGUAUUGUCCUCCAUUUCACCUAUAAAAACUGAAAAAUGCUGUAUUUUAUUUGUUCAUUUUGACAUAAGGGGGAAAAUCCUUUUCACAAAAGAUCUAAUUGAAAUUGCUGUGAUUCUAUCUGACCCAGCUCCCUUUUGUAUCAGUGGAAAUAUUCCUGUUCAUCUUAAUUAUAGCUGGUUAAAAAAUAGCAUGUCUGGUGGGAAAUAAAAGGAGAAAUCCGUUUGGAAACCACCAGAAGUAGUUCAUAUUUUUGACCAAAAAAGGGGCAAUUUGUGGGACCCAAAACCAAUAGGAAUGAAAUUAUUUUUGGUUUAUCUUUUAGUAAAACAAAAGGGAAAUAUAAAACCAGUAUCUUUUGCUUUCUUCCAUUUUUAUAUAAGCAAAAAGACCUUGGAAAAAGCUCAGUCAACAUGAAAUUAGUUAUGAUUUUUGAAAAUAUAGUCUGCAGAGGGAAAAAAAAUUACAACCAGCUGUUUUUCGGCUUGUUCAGUUUUCUUAAUUUAAAUGAUUCUGAAUCCUGAGAGAAGUCACAAAGCAGAAAAAAGAUCUGACAAAUGGCUGGUCUGUCUCAAGGUAAACGAUUGUUUAACAAGCUGACAACAAGCAGACCAAAAUUAUUAAAGGAACACAUGAGGGAUUUCUGCACCCAAAUUAAGUUCAGAAUCAUUGUUUCAGAAUUCUAAAUGUUAAAAUUCAACAGCAAGAAACAAGAUUUGCUGUUUGUGUAGGCUGCAGGCUUGCCUGCUGCUCAAGAGGAACAGUCUCCUUUGCACUCCUGCAUGGUACCCACUGCCUUCAGUGAAGCUGCAGCAGGCUGUGUUCAUCUGAGUAAAUCACAUUUCUCUCUUGGGAUUAGCUUGUAGGCAAGCAGAGAGUCUUUUUUUUCAUACUAACAUCACUUCCCUUUUCUAUGCAAACAAAAUUGUAACAAUUGUAGAGCUUACCCUCUUUUGUCUCACGUGGAGGGAAAGGCUGAUCUGGACUCAUGGUGAGGCAAGUCCUGUUCCCAAACAAUCCUGAAGCCUGCUAGCCAAGGCUACGUAUAGCUUAAGGUGGACUAACUUCACAAUUAUUUCCCAGACUCCCUGGGUGUGUUUUGCACUCUGUGUUGAUGUCCUUGCUAUUUUGACUGUGUUGUUAGACAUACCUGAGUCUGUGGUAGAGUAAAAAAUGUCCCCCACACACGGUGGAUGUGCAAUGACCAAAUCUAAAAUCAUAAAGGCUCAUAUUUAGGUGAUUCUGGGUGCUAUUUGGUUUGUUCAUGGUCUAAUCAGGUCUACCUGUGCUUGUGCCUCAGACUUAAACUAAUGGUUUGGUAGGUCUGGUUGAAAGCAAAGGGAGAAGGAAACUUUUUUUCACUCACCAAAGGUUUGUCUGUCUAAAUGCUGCAUCAGUUCACUUAAAGUGGCUCAGCUUUGAGUGCAAACACUGUUGCACCAUUGUCUCACACUGGUUCAUCUAGUUCAUGUUUCAUAGGGAGCUGGCAGGAAUUGGGAAUGAUAUUGAGAUCAACAUUCUGAUUGUCCUUUAGCAAACCUUAGAUGUGAUUUCUUUUUUCCACCUCCAUAAGUAUAAAGAAAAUAAAUUCCCCUGUGUUUCCUCUGACACUUUAUGAUCCUUUUGUUUAACUGCCCAUCUGGCUUGUUAAAGGAACAUUCCUAAUAAUUUUUGAAGGAAGCCAGUCAAGUUCCCGUGGUGGCAUAGGGCCUUCAUGGAGAUAUUUUACAGAAAUCAAGGAAGCAAAACAAAAAAUAUCAUGUUAGGACCAGAAGAAAAUUCAGCAAAUGGUGUGAAAUAGGAGAACAUUUCUAUAUUGGCAUCUUAUUGUUGACAGUAAUUGGAGUAAUAGUUUAUAAACUUAAAAUGAAGAAAAUUUUCAAUAAGGCAGAAGAAAACAUUCAGUGGAAUGUCUAGCUAUGCAGGAGGUGAUUAAGUAAUUUAUGGCAGAACACAGAGGAAGAUUGAAUAGGUCGGUCGGGUCAGCUCUGAAAGGAGGCUCCUGGUACCCAAAAGGAGCCCUUGUGUCGCUAGUGACAUUAUCAAGAAAGCAAAAGGCAAGAUUCUGAACAAAACCUCUUCCCACCCAUCUUGAUCAGUUUCUACUUCAGUCAUUCUGAAACUUCUCCUUAUUUGCUUUCUAAUCUUCUACCCUCCCUGCUUUGGGAGGGCAAGCUUUUCUGACAGUGCUGAGGGAGCAGCUAGCUCAGAUGAAAAACGUGUUUACCCUCUUGGUGCUAUCCUAUUACAAUGAAAAAUGACUUAGCAUAGAUGAGUUGCUUACCUAGUUUAACUGGCAGAGAUUUGUUUCAUGAAUGUCCCACUCGAGGAGUGGUUUACAUCUUCAUUUGCUACAACUGUAACAGAGUAUGGGGAGGUGAUAAAAAUCCCCCAAAUGACAAUGUUUUCCUGAGCACUCAAAUCUCUUGGAAAAGAGAUGGGUGAGUUGCUUAACAUCAGCUAAGGAUGAAUCUGUAUCCAGACUCUGGAUUCCAAUGAGUUUAAACUUGAAUAUAUUUCAGUACAUUUGGUUAUAUCUCCCUUCCCUUUCUCUAAGCAGAGGCAAUGCUCCUUUCAGUUAGACCUGUCUGUAUCUUGAUUUAAAAGAGUAUUUCAGGAUUGGGACAUUUUCUGACUUAGACAUGUCUUCUGACAGGAAUUCCCAUAGUGAAUGAGAGUCAUUGCUUGUCAGCCUGGCCUAUUUAACAGCCUAUUAAGUGCAACAAAACUGGGCAAGGCUCCAGGAAGGGAAAAUGUUUGUUGUACAUGCAGGUAGAUACUAAAUUGUAAUUUACUGAUUUUCAUAUUCUAAUUCCAUAAUGGCAUUCUGGGCUGAACUGUUUUUCAAAGGAGAAAUGUUAGAAGAAAGAAAGAAUAGCAAUUAUAAAAUGUAUAAGCAGGCAGCUUUACAGGGUUGGUCAAGAACAGAGAGAGAGGAAGUCAGAAGCAUUUUUAUACAAAUUUCUGUUGCAUGCUCCUUAUGUGUGGAAGGUGGAAUUACUGGUUGGCACAUUUGUUUUUAUGCUUUCCCUUAUUUGUGCCUUAAUGAAAACUAAUCAAAUGUAAAGCAUUGCAGAGAACUCCAGCCUCAAAAGAAAGUGUUCAAGUGGAGGCAAAAUCAAAAGGAGACAACAGCAUACAGUCUAAUGUCAGUGUUGAGGAUGAGACAACAACCUAAUUUUCCAAGUCUAGGUACUGCAGCAGCAUUAACAAUGUAAACUCACCGCUUUUCUAAGGCAAUGUGUUGGUGAGGUGGACACCAUUUUGAUAUCACACAGCAGCCUUUCAUGUCUCUGACAUCUUACAAAGAAGAGGAAGCUGUAUGUCAGUGGAGGUAGGUAUCUUGUAUUCAAUCAAUUUUAAUUCUCUAGGACAGCACUUCUCUGAAGUUGAGACUGAGUUCUGUCCUUUGCAGAGACAAAUUAUCCAUGUUGCUUGCCUUCCCACACUUAUCCAUAAUUUUGGUAGCAUUUGUAGGUUUUCUGUCAAUUCUGUUAAGGCACCCUACUUCUCAGUUAGACUUCUCUGGAUGUUGUUGAUCUUUCCUUGAGAUUAUAUUCUCCACUUCUUCCUGGAUUGUUUUAAAACAGCCCCAGGAAGUCCCAUCAAGUUCCUCCAACUGUGUCCUUCUGAAAUUAAAUGACACAGUAGCAACUUGUUAAUCACUGUAUGACAGUGAACAAGUAAGUCUGAUAACGAGCAAAGAGAGUCACUGAAUUUGCUGGGAGGAUGAAUUGCUGGUGUAACUUUCCUCAUAACUCGACCUUGUCAUGGCUUCCCAGGGGAAAGAAAUGAUCAAAUGAUCAUCUCAGAAAUUAGAGACAUUGAUGCAGCCGUGUCUGCCUUCGAGCAAAAAACCACAGAAAACAGAAAAUCACCUUAAUUAGACAAGUAGUGUCAAGAAGCUGUAUCCUUUACCACUGUCUUUUUUUAUCAUUGAAUUAUAAUGGUGCAUAGAGUUUAAGGUAUAGUGAAAGACUUGCCUGAGCAGGUGUAGAGCAUAAAGAGAGCCUAUUCCACCCAUAGGUGUUCGCAUUUGGAGAAGAUGUAGGUGGUCUCGUUCAUAGCAGCAUCAAACUUCGUUUUUUGGACCAAAACAAAACAAUGCUGAUAUCCAAUAAUUUUCCUAAUGACCCCUUCUGCUACUCUUUACAAAUGGCCACCUAUUUUGUGGCCUCAUCACCCUGAACUGAACAAAAAUCUGGGAAAACAUGAGAAUUCAACUGUAUCAACUAGUAUUAUCUCAUUGCUGGGGUUGUACAAGCCUUUAGUCCUUUCUGUAGUUUGCCAUUUAAAAUUGAGUGUCUUGGAGUCCCAAAUGGCUAAGGAACUCUGUAAGUAUCUCCUAGCCUUUAAACCACUCAGCUUUGAGUGAGUGGUGUGUGUAAAAGCUGCACCUACAGAUUUGAUCCUAUUCUUAAAAAAUCCAUGAUAACAAACAAAACCUGCAAGAAAACUGAAUACAUGUCCAGUGAGUGGAUUUAUUGCUGAGCUAAAAAGAGGCUCACAGGUAUUCCUAUUUCAGAGGUCAUUGAAAGUUAAAGACUGUACAAAACCGUUAACCCUGAAUUCAGUGAUGGAGAGCUAGCAAAAUGGGUAGCCUCUGCAGGACUGUUUUACCCAGGGCAAAUUUAAUUCAAUUAUUUUGCUGUUCAAACUACCUGGCAACAAGACAUUAUUUAACUUUUCUUAUUAGAUCAUUCAUUGCAUUCCCCAUAUUGCAAUUACAUAGUUCAUCUAGGCUUUUACAGCUGAAGGAAGUGGCUGUGAUAGCCUAGAGUGUGUUGUGGUUGCUGAAGUGGCCAGAAGCAGAGACAGGCUGCAGCUUGGAGCUAGAAUCCACCUAAUGCAGAUGUCAGCAUCAGACACAGCAACUCUCUAAAUCCACACACAUGCAUAUUGCAUAUUUAUAUAUUCAUUCAUACAUGGGAGAGCAAAACUCUAGAAAGGUGCAUGCAUAAUUCUAAAUGUGAAUCACGACCAGGGCUGCCACAUUUUCAGGCUGUGGUUGAAAUGAAAGAACUUUUUGUCCUGUGCUGUUAUUUGAUUGAGGGGACACAAGUAGAAUGAGGAGCUAGAUUUCUUCCCACUUGCCAGCACUUCAGUUAAGGGAUAACUGUGUCCAAGGGAAAUGCAAAACACAUGCCAAUGUAAUAGCCAAAAGGACUUACUAUCACAGUGAUAUUCUUUUCUCUUGUCACACCAAGUACACACAAGGGCUCUGUUCAAAGUGGACAAACUGCUUCAGUUAAGUGUGAACAUAGAAACACAGGCAGGAAAAGUCUUUUUCUCUGCCAAUAAAAAGUGAGGAAAAUGGGUAAAGUAAGAUGGAAAAAUAAGAGAGAAACCAUAUUAAUUCUUGUAGUUUGAGUGAUAAAUUGAAAGGAGAAAUGAAAGUCAAAAUAACAAAGCCUGAAUAUCAUGUUCAAUGGAUUUCUAAUUCUGUAUAUAUCUAUUAAACCAGUGCUAUAUAUCUUCUUAUGGGUUUAUUUUCCUGUUUCUUUCCAUUAUUUUUUUCCAGUUUGUAUAUUGAUUUUGUAAGCUAGCAGUGUGUUACCUUUACAAUUUUUUAAAACUUGUAUGAAAGCCAUAUAUCCAUAUUGUAGAACGAAAGCAUUAAUCCUGUAACAUCCCUUAAUGUUUCCCUUAGCUCUGUGGGAUUUUGGGGGGCUCUAGCUAAUGUAUAUGUUUACCAAUUGUAUCAGCAUAAUUUACUUGCUCUUAGUGGCAAUAAAGAAUUAAAUAAACUAAUACACAGA